This is a messenger RNA of Cladophialophora immunda, 1599 nucleotides long. RefSeq lists its product as uncharacterized. Gene Ontology annotation, biological process: NADPH regeneration. Gene Ontology annotation, molecular function: nucleotide binding; oxidoreductase activity. Lineage: Eukaryota; Fungi; Ascomycota; Eurotiomycetes; Chaetothyriales; Herpotrichiellaceae. Gene Ontology annotation, cellular component: cytoplasm. The record is from RefSeq and is a predicted model, not a curated record. The transcript is spliced from 3 exons. Bases 309 to 1388 code for a protein of 359 amino acids.
CCACACCGUAUCCGCUGUGCUCAUCAACAAGCUGCAGGUGUCACUGGUCCCGCGGGCGUUAUUUGUGCCUGCUUCUCAGGAGAUAUUUAAAGCCCUCCAAUUCCCCAGGAAGAUCCUCAUCCCAUCGAGCUCAAGGUCGGACAAAGUGGGCAAAUUCUGUGCUAUUCAACAAGUUACCAUCACUCCACCCCAUAACAAGCACCGGAGAACGGAAACGCGCAGUUUGCAGGUCCUCGUUCAGGAUACUCUGGGAGUAGAAAUCUCGACACAGAACCAAUUGGCGAGAAUACAAGCCUGUACCGGCAGCUAUGGGGUCGUACGUGGAAAACACUGGCAAGAUGCUCAACAUCGCAGUGGCAGGCUUGGGACGGAUGGGCAAACGCCACGUCGCAACCCUCCUCGGUCGCAUCCCUCGUGCCCGAGUGGUCGCAGUCUGCAGUGCCGCUCCCCACGAGACUGAAUGGGCACGCGGGAACCAGGACUACGUCGAUUUCGGCAUCAAAGUCUACGACAGCUACGAGGACAUGUUGAACCACCAAGGCUUGCAAGCGGUGUGGAUCUCGACCAGCACCGACGUGCACGCCAGCCAGACGAUCAAGGCCGUGGAGAAGGGUCUGCACGUCCUAUGCGAGAAGCCAUUGAGCACGGAUCUAAACGAAGUCUCGGCCGCGAUCGCCGCCGCCAAAUCGCGCCCCGACCUGAAAGUGAUGGCCGGGUUCUCGCGGCGCUUCGACGCGUCGUACCGCGACGCCUACCAAAAGGUCAAAUCUAACGCCAUCGGCGAGGCGUACCUGGUCCGCAGCAACACGUGCGACCUGCUGGACGAGACGGGCUUCUUCGUCGCCUACGCGAAGCGCAACGGCGGCAUCUUCGUCGACUGCACGAUCCACGACAUCGACCUGGCGCUCUGGUUCAUGGACAACCCGGCGCCGAAGUCCUGCUUCGCCGUGGGCACGCUGAAGCACCACCCGGAGCUGGCCGAGAGCCAGGACGUGGACAACGGGGUCGGCGUGGUCGAGUUCCACGGCGGCAAGAUCGCCUACUUCCACGCCUCGCGCACCCAGUCCCACGGCCACGACGUCUGCACCGAGGUCAGCGGCACCCAGGGCAAGGUCAUGGUCAACGUCAUCCCCAGGGCCAACAACGUGGUCGUCGCGGACAAGACGGGCAUGAGGCACGAGGUCCAGCCCGAGUACUGGCAGCGGUUUGAGGAGGCGUUUGCCACCGAGGCCCAGGAGUUUGUCGCCUCCGUGCUCGAGGGCAAGGAGGUGCCCGUGCCAUUGGAGACCGGGUUCAUGGUCAUGAAGAUCGGGCGCGCGUUGCAGGAGAGCCUGCUGACGGGCAAGGUCGUGAGGUUCGAUGAGCAGGGCAAGAGGAUCGAGGAGUAAAUGGGCCUCAGAGAGGCAUUGACGAGUGAGAGGGCGUGGGAUGUAGAGUCGAGACGCCAGCGGUCCGCCUCGGCGUAACCAUGUGGAAGUUUCGCGCCUUCCUACAAGACAAGGAUGGGUUGGCGGGCGGUACAAGAGAAGGGAAACGCUGGAGGUGGUCACGGUGUAUAGAUCAGCGUUCUCUGUGUUCUCACCGUGAUUACAGGCGGCG